This is a messenger RNA of Exophiala xenobiotica, 939 nucleotides long. RefSeq lists its product as uncharacterized. The coding region runs from base 1 to 939 and encodes 312 amino acids. The transcript is spliced from 7 exons. The record is from RefSeq and is a predicted model, not a curated record. NCBI's taxonomy places the organism in Eukaryota, Fungi, Ascomycota, Eurotiomycetes, Chaetothyriales, Herpotrichiellaceae. Gene Ontology annotation, molecular function: methyltransferase activity.
AUGGUUUCCCCUGUAGCAUGUUUGGCUGAUGGCUACAGAUACUCGUCCCUGCGAGAUGAUUAUUGGCAUGUAUCCCAAAGCGAUUAUGUGGGCAGUGCUGAAUGCGACAACAGGGGUCCUUCCGAUGAGCAGCAGUACGAAACCUUGAAUGCUGGCCAUUUGCUUUACCUUGUCUUGGACAGCAAACAUCCGAACCCUUUGUACCGCUCUCCCAUCACGGAACCACAACGUGUGCUUGAUAUAGGGACGGGUCCUGGAACAUGGGCUAUUGAUGUGGCCGACCAGUUCCCUUCUGCCACCGUGUAUGGCGUGGACCUCUCACCACCGCCCACGACUUGGGUUCCUCCCAACUGCUUUCUUCAGGUAGACGAUAUCUUACAAGACUGGACAUGGCAAGAGAAGUUCGAUCUCACCCACAUGCGCCUCUUGCUGGGUGCCUUCUCAGACGCAGAAUGGGCUGAGGUCUACCGGAAAUGCUUUGAUGGCCUCAAGCCUGGAGGAUAUAUCGAACAAGUCGAAUUGGAUGUACGAGUGAUGUCUGAUGAUGGAUCUCUUGACCCUGAUUCACUGUUAGCAGGUUGGGGUCAGAAUUUUCUCGAUUGUGCGCAACGAGCAGGACGUGCGUUAGACACUCAGUUGACCAUGAAGGCCAAGAUUGAAGCAGCUGGAUUUGUCGAUGUCCAAGAACAUCUGUACAAAUGCCCAAUCGGGUCUUGGCCCAAGGAUAAACUCCUCAAGGACGCCGGAAGAAUCAAUUUAGCCCAUUGGAGCUCCGGGCUUGAGGGGUGGGCAAUGUUCUUACUGACGAGAUGGGGAGCUCCAGAGCCAUGGACGGCGGAUGAAGCCAGAGUUUAUGUCGCGAACGUGAGGGAUGAAUUGAAGAAGCCAGGAUUGCAUAUCUGGCAUUACACUCGACGGGUCUGGGGCAGGAAGCCGUGA